Anopheles stephensi (Asian malaria mosquito) is the source of this 1554-nucleotide messenger RNA. Its product is annotated as ankyrin repeat and LEM domain-containing protein 2-like. The transcript is spliced from 4 exons. Bases 176 to 1222 code for a protein of 348 amino acids. Gene Ontology annotation, biological process: negative regulation of phosphorylation. Lineage: Eukaryota; Metazoa; Arthropoda; Insecta; Diptera; Culicidae. Gene Ontology annotation, molecular function: protein phosphatase 2A binding. Gene Ontology annotation, cellular component: endoplasmic reticulum. The record is from RefSeq and is a predicted model, not a curated record.
AAGGGACACAUACACACUUGUUCACUUCACAGCUCACGAAAAGUAACACAAUUUGCACAAUUAAAUGCCGAGCACGAGAGCAAUAAAGGACAAACAGUAUAAACUCAAGUGCCAUCCUUGAGUGGGGAUAUCAACGGCUGUGACGGUGUUGGCUUCAAGUCAAAGCAUCCAUUGAAUGUUGCCGGCACUGAAUGUGCCGCCAUUUUCUAGCCAGUGCGUUAUGGAUCUUCUAGCUACCAGGAAGCUGUUCGCUGUGGUCGAAGGCACAGGUGAUAAUCGAGCCGUGACUGGUUCGUACGAUGAUCGGGAGGAAGCGCUGGCCGCUUUUCACACCUCCAAUGGCGGCAGAAUGUUUUCGUUCCGUACCGAAGCUGAGCGAGCUGAGUUUAUGGCGGAUCCUUCGUCAUAUGUGCAAAAUUGCGAAGGUCCAGCGAAGCGGGUGCGUAACAAUGAUGUGCCCAAUAGACGGGUGCUGUUGCGUGAGACAGAGACAAUAUUUUUGGAAAAGCUGUGCGCGGGCAACUAUGCGGCAGUCGCAAAACUGAUCCAAAAGUAUCCGGCAGUGCUGAUCAACGGGCUGAACGCUCCGCGCCGGUAUGAAGGAGCAAAUGCACUGCAAAUUGCGGCCACCUACGGCUUUACCUCGAUCUGCGAGCAGAUCCUCGAGGCGGUGGGAAGCGAUGCGUACGUAGCACAGUUCGAGGGUGGCCCGACCGGUAUGACGUACGAGAUGAGCGCCAUGCUGGUCGAGAUGUAUCUCAACACGCCGGACCGGCACACGUACGAAACCCCGAUCCAUAUGGCGGUCAAGAACGGCCACAUGGAUGUGGUGAAGCUGCUGAUGUCCUACCCGGAGUGUGAGCUGAAGCCGAACAUUAAGGGUCUGUACCCUGGCGAUAUGGUGUGUCGCGAUGCUGAAAGUAAAGGCUGCGCGGAAGCUAUUGCAGCCAUGCUGAAAAAACACUUCUUCGUACCGGUGAUUCGUACCGCCGCGAGCGUUGAGCCUCCGUACGUUGGGGAACCGUUCUGCCGAAAGAAUGUGCCCGAUCUUAGUAACCAUCCGGCCAACAAUAAGUUCAAGUACAAGCGAUGCAUCGCCUCCUUUGUUGGGCCGAUGACUGAGCCGAAGGCGCAGGCAUUCUAUCAGCGCUGGCAGAAUCCAUCGAAAAUGUUGGUAAUACUUAAUGGUUUCGAUGAGCCAGACGCUGAACAGAAGAAAUAAUCUUACUCCUUCGGUUUCAAUUUUUAAUUUAUCAAUUUCUUAGCUAUUCCUACACUUAAUAACUUUGUUCCAUUAUGCGUUGACAUUUCGCCACUGAAUAAAGCAGGCCUUUUUGUUCCAACUUUCAGCAUAUUUCGGAGGCAUGUGUUGUAUGCGGGAACCAGCAAACAAGGUAAGCAAAGUGCGUAAGAUUGUAUUGAACGUGUCGGUGGUUUAGUUCAAACUUUAUUUGGAACUUAAUUGCUGUAUAGUUUACGGCACAUCUAUUCAACGAAUACGGUCGAUAUCCAUAUUGAACGUUUGUUGGGUUUUUCAUCCGGCGCAUUGAGAGA